Messenger RNA from Mya arenaria, 1535 nucleotides. RefSeq lists its product as uncharacterized. The record is from RefSeq and is a predicted model, not a curated record. Lineage: Eukaryota; Metazoa; Mollusca; Bivalvia; Myida; Myidae. Bases 1 to 1434 code for a protein of 477 amino acids. The transcript has a single exon.
AUGCCGUGGAAACGGAAAAAGAACAAUUUUGGUUUGAGGCGGAAGAAGGUGCGUCGAAGUGAACCUGAGCUACCUAAUGGAGAGUCGGCCCUUGACCAUGAGUAUUGCCAAACCGACGACACUACAAUUCAGACAGAGGCUGCUAGUGUUAAAGCUGUACAAACAUUUGAAACAAUGGAAGAUGACCACAACUAUAGUUGUAUAGCCAGUAUGCCAUGUGAUGUGGAGAUAGACAGUGACUAUGAGUGCAUUAUUGACAUUGAAACACUGAAUCCGUGCCUUGAUAAUGAGUCUGAACCAAUUGUAAAUGAGACAGACAUUGCAGAAAAUGUUGUUGUUAAGUCUGAUGCAUUUGAUCAGUUAUAUGAUGACUUGCGUGACAAAAUUGAUCCAACUUUCGUUGUUUUGAAGGAUCACACCAUUCGAGUGUUGGAACACUACAAAACCACAGUAAAAACUUGUUUGGUGAUCAACAAGGACUUAACUGUUGAGGUGCUUAUUCAUAACAGAGCUGUGGCUGCAUCCCAUAGCUUAUUCUCUGACUUCGGAAAGGGGGUUAAUUUUUUAGAGGACAUUUUGACAAUUGUUAACAAGCUCAAAACUGCCCAUGUGUGUAUUGGCUGUCCAGAGCAAGUUUAUGUGGAACUUGUUCCAGAAGGUAGCUACAUCAGCUCCUCAAAUAAACAGAACUUGGCGUACAGAGAGGGAAAUUUUGGAGCUGAAUGUGGCACAUUCUCAUACAACAGUACUGUGCGUGCUGUAAUGUGUGAUCUUGUUUUAUUGACAAAACAUGAUCGAUGUAUUGAAUGCAGCAGAGUGAGAGCAGUGCUCAGGAAUAGGGAAUAUAGACGGAAAGAAGCUAAAUCUGCUAUAAAAAAACAAUAUACUCAUUCUAAUUAUAAACAUUCAAACAUGGACAAAACGCAAUUUAUCAUGAAAAUAAAUGAACAGAAAAAUGAAAUAAAAAGCCUCCAUUCAGAAGUCAACAAAUUAAAAAGGCAACUAACCAAAAAAAUUCAGACUGAGGGACAGAGCUUGAGUGAGAUUGAGUCUUUUGAAUUAAGUGAUCUAAUGGCAACAUGUGAACAAAAAGUUAAAACAGCAUACCCAGAUGAAAACUCAUUUCAGAGGUUAUUCUGGGAACAACAGUUGAAGGAAUCUACAACUAAAAAGAAGGGAAUGAGAUGGCAUCCAAUGAUCAUUCGUUGGUGCUUAUAUUUGCGACACACGUCAAACAAAACCUAUGAGGCUUUGCGCCAAAGCGGGUUUAUCAAGUUGCCAAGCUCACGCACACUUUUCGAUUUUUCUCACUUUACAAAGAGUACCACUGGCAUAACCGCAGAAACAGUAAAGCUUCUACAAGAAGAAUCGGAAAAAAUGGACUGUAUUCAGAAGACUGGAAAUCUUGGGUUGGCUUGUUGUUUGACGAAAUAAGAAUAAAGGCAGAUCUGGUGUAUGAUAAACAUACUGGUGAGCUGAUUGGCUUUGUUGAUUUGGACUCAGUUGGCAAUGAUAUUCUCAACCUAGAAAGUCAA